UACAUUUACAUUUUAAAACCUUUACAUUUACUGUUUAGCAAUAUUUCAUUUAUUUAAGAUAUAAUAAUAGCAAGAAAAAAACUUGCGCUCUAACGCGAUUUUCUUACCAUUUCUGUUAAUUUCUUGGUUCGUAUUCACGCUAACUCUGCUUCUUUCACCUAAAAAUUACAUAUAACUUUUAGAAAUUGUAAUAAAAGUAAUGAAAUUCUGUUUCUCUUAUGCAAAAAGAUUUGUUCACAACAAGGAUAAACAAAAUAAUGGGCAAAAAAGAACGAUACAGUCACGAUCAUUCUACGUCUACACUUAUAAUGUAAUUAUUUGUUAAAUUAUCAAAUCCUGAGCCUUCUGUUGAUUUAGCCUAUGCAGUUCUACGAAACGUUAAUCAACUUGGAAUUCACCGUCGAGCUUUCUCGUGUGCAAUCGUGGAGAUAUAUACGUCAGUCAAUCACACUACGUCUGCGAACCUCGGGUCCGCCACGUGCCCUCGGGACGGAAAGCAGGGUAACUUUUUUUUUCUGCCGCGCUGCUUCUGUGACUACCUCCUUCGCGCCGAUAAUAUUUCUAACAAUAAGCAUCAUAACGUUACGAUGGCGAGGCGAGUGGACGUGGACGUCAAGAUGUUUGCGCUCGUUGGCGGAGUAGAUUGGCGAGGGCAUCUGCGCCAGGUGAACGAAUUCCCCAUGCAAUCCGCCUAAUCCUUCGACCGCGACGAGAUGGCCCAUGGGAGUUUCAACCAGCGGACAUAAAUAUCCGGGCAAGAGUCGGCCCACCGUCAUUCUAGUCGAAGAGCUCGUGAACACCAAAGACAGUCGCCAACAGGUAAACGCCGCAACAGCAAUGAGAAAAAUAUUGCUGGCUACAACAUUGUUAUCGAUAGCAGUGUCCGAAAAUAUUCUAAUGGAAAAUCACUCAAAAAUGAAGACAGCAUGGCUUUGCGACAAGCAACUAUGGAAUAGAAAAGCAAAGCGAAUACCACGGAAAGAUAUUCCUUCCAAAAUAGAGGAGUCGUUAAAUUAUGACUACAGCAGACAAUUUCCUCGAAUUUCGGACACGCAAUUUCUUAGCGAACCAAGAAAGCUGCCCAUAGCCUUCAGGCGGCAUGACUUGGCGCGAUUUUCACAAGUAGACUUAUCUUCCGAUAAGUCAAAAUUUGACAGCACCAAACCGAGAGUUUUGAUCUCCAUCGGCAUACAAGAAGAAAAGAAUGCCGGCAACGAUCUACAAGAAGACUGGUCGAUCAGAAAGAACUAUCGUAAGCAUAAUCAAGGCAUGCAAGUUCAACAACCGUUCUACGUGGAGGAACCAAGGUGGAUUGACGUCGAUGCUGACUAUAUAGAGUCUCAGCGUGAGAACAGCGAUCCUUACAUAUUGACACGAGGAAAGAAAAUUUUCAGAAUUAAGGACCCAGAACAAGUGGGCAAAACGAUCGAGGAUUACGAAACAAUUUUCGAUUAUCCAAGCAAAAACAAAGGACUGUUGAUAAAAAGUCGAGUGAGAAGAUCUGUCAAAACGAACGAAGAAUUCCAGGAUGAAACAACCGAUGAAAAGAACAAUCAGAUGAAGGAAAGAAGUCACUAUGAUUCACUUCAAGAUAUGGACAGAGAUUUAAAUAACACUGCGAUCACCGAAAUCGAAAAUAGAAGCGAAAAAACUUCCGAAAUCGAUACAUUAUCGGAAGAUGAGAUAAUUAAAGAUGCAAACCACGAUAUCUUUAUUGAAAACUAUAAAAAGAAUGAUUUGAAUAAUGUGGCAAAAAAAUUCAGAUUGACAAAGGAAAAUCAAAUCUCCGCAAACGGUAUGAUCACAAAAUUUGUUGAGGAGAAACAGGAAAUUCAGCACGAAGACGUUUCCAACGAUGUUGAAAAUGGAAGCAGCAAAACUGCGAAAAUCGAUCAAGUUGAGAAAUACAAGAAUAAAAGUCAUUUUGUAAUUAAUAAAAGAUUAAAAAGAUCAGUGUUACCGAAAAAUCAAGAACUCCACGAAACCUAUGAAAAUGAUACAAGUUUUAAGAAAGAUGUCGAAAAGAAUGGUACAUAUGAGCAAAUGAGGAAUAUUAAAGCUUACAUCGACAAGUUAAACGUUCCAGGCACAUCCGAUCUUCUCACUUUGUCUCCAGGUAAAGAUUCAUUAAACGACGGAAAAGACAGCUUGAAUAAAAAAGACACAGAUAAAUCUGUCGAAAGAAUAUGGAAACUUCAUGAUAUAAAUCGGAAAAAAUUAAAAAACGAAAGGGAGAUGGAGAAUGAUGAAGACGGAUUUGAAAUUAAUAAAGACUAUACAGGAAUGGCAGAUUCGCAAUUAACAAGUGAGUUCAAUUCGAACAACUUCGAAACAAAGUCUUCGAAUUAUCGGGAAAAGCGUAAUGUUUGCAAGACCUGCAAGCUCGUUAAGUUGCAGCUCCAACAGGACGAAUGGUUGAAAGAUAUCGAAAAGAAACUUCAGGAGUCGCUGUCUUUGGAACGAAGAGACAAGCACAGUGAUAUUUUAGAGCGCCUAGGCGAGCCUUACAUUAUUUCCCGCGGUAAGAAAGCGCCGCAAGAUCUCGGAAAGAGCGAUCUCUCCACGAUGUUUAAUUCGCAAAAUAUGAAUAAUGACGAGGAUCACACUAAAAUGAUGACUCUUCCGUUCACGGAGAGUAUUCUGAAAAUGCUGUUGAUGGAGAUAUCUAGAUGUAACGAUAACUGCGACAUUAUUGCGAAUCGGUUGUUUGACGAGCGACUGUCACCAAGAGAUCGACGUGGGACACUCGAUGAAAUCUUGGCGGCAUCCGAUCCGUUCUAUGUGGCCAGAGGAAAACGAAUGACUCGAAAUCAGAAGGGCGCUAUCUCAUUCGAAACAGAUGCGAGACAAUAGACGAUAAGAGACAUGUUCUGCGAGAUAUAAUUUCUAGCUCUAUAGCUCUCCGAUGAGAAGAGCAAGAACGGACAGGAUUGGCAAAAUUCUACAUUUUUUGAGUAAAGCCAGUGGUAAAACGCGGUAUUUUCCGGAAAAAAAAACUAACCGACAAAAAUUGAUCUUUUCUAU
Molecule: messenger RNA, 3024 nt
Organism: Solenopsis invicta (red fire ant)
Lineage: Eukaryota; Metazoa; Arthropoda; Insecta; Hymenoptera; Formicidae
Exons: 4
Coding region: 721-2853 (710 amino acids)
Source: RefSeq, a predicted model, not a curated record